AUAAGAAUAUUAUUUGUAAAGCAAAACGCAAACUGAACAUCAGAACUCGUAGAAGAACCUAUUUUGUCAUUUUACUAUUGGAAUUUUAUCAUUUAUUAAAAGUGUUUAAUAAAUAACAAUCAUACUAGAAUCUAGCAAAAGAUUUAACACUCACUUGGGCAAGGAAUUUAAGUGUUUUGUACUUAAACAAUCUUGUUUCGCAAACUCCCACAACACAUAGUAAGCGGUUGGACAGACAGACGGAGAGCCACAAAAACACACUCACAUACACUGCAUACCAUACAAGCAGAGAACUUAAGAAUAAAAUCGAAAACAAUAAGGAACUAAAACUAGAGGAGUCCAACUAGUUUCCAAUUUGUACAAAAACAAAAUAACCAAAUAAAAGGAUUUCAAAAGAGACUUUCAAAGCAAAAAAAAAAAGAAAAACAAAAGUUUUCUAUUAUUUAUUUUGCGGCAAAUAAAAUAAAAACAACUUGUUAAUAACAAUGGAGAAUAAACCAGCAAAACAGUAUGAAACUUCGAAUUCAUCAGCUAAACUAACGCAACAAUCACAUAAACCAAUGCAAGCAAAAAGAGUUGGGCAAUCACCCCAAUCUGAAACGCCACCGAGAAAUGAAAUGAUGUAUGAUCCACCAAGCAUGGAAGCGAAAAUGCCCAGGCCAAGUUAUUUCAAUUCGACUAAACCAUCAUGGCCAGAACAGGUGGACAGCGAUGAUAGUGACAUGGAAACGGACAUUGAUGUUGAAAAAUUGCCACCCCUUGAGGUGGGUCCCCAUGAGAAUCGUCUGCAGCACACAUAUUGGUUGUGGUUCUCACGCAAAGGUGCACAUCGCGCAAUGGAUUAUAGUAAAUCGUUGCGUGUGGUGGGUCGUUGUGCCAGUGUACAACAGUGGUGGUCACUAUACUCGCAUCUGAAACGUCCCACAGCCUUAUCAGUGUACCUGGAAUUGAGUCUAUUCAAACAGGGCAUUAAACCGAUGUGGGAGGAUCCAGCCAAUUCGAAGGGUGGCCAAUGGCUAAUACGUUUGCGUAAAAAUCAAAUUGAUCGUGCGUGGGAAAACGUCUGUAUGGCCAUGUUGGGUGAACAAUUUUUGGUUGGUGACGAAAUAUGCGGUGUAGUGUUAACAACAAAGAUUCAGGAAGGUACAUUAUCAGUCUGGAAUCGCGAUGCCUCUGAUUACUUCAGUACGACACGUAUCCGAGAUACACUACGUAGGAUAUUAAAUAUACCUGUUACCGUGCCAAUGGAGUAUAAGAUACACUGUGAUAGCCUUAAAUAUGUAGCAAUUAAUAAAGGCCCUGCGACAAAAAGCUGAAAUUCAGUGAAUUUGUGUUAAAACAAAAUAUAAAACAAACAAAAACUACAAAACAAUAUCAACCGAUAUAUAAAAAAAUGAUAUUUAUCCCAAAAAAAUAAAUAAAUAAAACAACAACAAUUGUAAAAAAAACACACAAAACACAAAAAGUUACAAUAACAACAAUAAAACAAAUACAAACAAAAAGAA
Calliphora vicina (urban bluebottle blowfly) is the source of this 1505-nucleotide messenger RNA. RefSeq names its product eukaryotic translation initiation factor 4E homologous protein (gene eIF4EHP). Gene Ontology annotation, biological process: translational initiation. The transcript is spliced from 5 exons. The coding region runs from base 486 to 1316 and encodes 276 amino acids. Gene Ontology annotation, cellular component: eukaryotic translation initiation factor 4F complex. NCBI's taxonomy places the organism in Eukaryota, Metazoa, Arthropoda, Insecta, Diptera, Calliphoridae. Gene Ontology annotation, molecular function: translation initiation factor activity; RNA 7-methylguanosine cap binding. The record is from RefSeq and is a predicted model, not a curated record.